Messenger RNA from Cynoglossus semilaevis (tongue sole), 4303 nucleotides. RefSeq lists its product as uncharacterized. NCBI's taxonomy places the organism in Eukaryota, Metazoa, Chordata, Actinopteri, Pleuronectiformes, Cynoglossidae. Gene Ontology annotation, cellular component: egg coat. Gene Ontology annotation, molecular function: acrosin binding; structural constituent of egg coat. The record is from RefSeq and is a predicted model, not a curated record. Gene Ontology annotation, biological process: prevention of polyspermy; binding of sperm to zona pellucida. The transcript is spliced from 18 exons. Bases 81 to 3323 code for a protein of 1080 amino acids.
GAUUGGUCGUUGCCUAAUUGCUAUUUAACUGUUUGCCUGUGAGGCUACGUCACGUUUAAACGAAGAGCAUCUAUUAUCUGAUGAUGUCUCGCAAACAGAAGAGAGAGUUCGGUCUUUUCUUAUUUCUGUUCAUAGUCAAUCAUUUAUUAUCGAGUUCAGAACAAACGUCUGAUAACUCAAUCGCCGACACCUGGGAAAGAAGCAGUGACGACGAGGGCAACGGUCUCAUGGAUAAACGGCUCGUCCGUCUGAGCAAAACUAAACCUCCAAGUGUGGGCGGCCAUCAGCUUCACUCUGCUGUACUACCGGGGGAGAGACUUCCGAACUUUAUUUUGCCAAAAGUGAAGGAGGCCGAGAGAAACGUUGUGUCGUCAAGUUUGUCCUGGUCUGUUGGGAACGUCAGAACCAACACAAAUGCCUCAGCUUCUGCCAAAAAAGACGGCUAUCAAUCGGAUUUUGCAGAGUUUCACGGGUUCAAGGGAAGAGUUGUGGCUCCACUAUUAACUCCACAAUUCUCAGAAUUGCUGGAAAUGAGGCCGUUGGUGUGGUGUGAUGAGGAGGUCAUGACCUUCACUGCUUCAGGACAGGGACUGACUCACCUGUUGGUAGACAGAGGGGCAGCACCGCCCAUCUCUCUGUCCCAGCUGCCUCCGUACUGUGGUUACACCGUGAGGAUGUCAACAAGUGACCUGGAGGUCACGGUGCCUUAUGAUGCAUGUUACAUCACACUGGAGAAUGACAGCUAUGUGCUGCCACUGUUGUGGUGGGCCAACCCUCUGAGACUGUCCUGUCCUGUGCAGCUGCCAUCCUCGGCUCUCCCUCCCUCCCACUUUCUCCCCUCUGUCUUCUGCUCCCACUACGGCAUGGUAGUUCAAAUCCAUGGGCAGGAACAGGAUAUAGCCAAGCUGGGAGUCACAGACUGGGGUCCGUUUGUAUCUGAAGACUGUGCAUAUCUCGCCCACCUGAGACAGAACGAGUUCACUUUCUUCAUACCCUUCAAAGAUUCCUGUAUCAUUAAUUCAGAGGGACCACAUCUUCAGAUGGUUUUGGAUGAGCAGGGAUUUUUUCUCUCCUGUCCUGUCGGCCCUUACUUUCCUGACCUCCCAGGUUCUGCGAGCCCUGCACCCUCUACCUAUCCUCCAACCCCUCCUCAACCUCCUCCCAGUCCUUACUCUCCUCAAACACCGACUAAGGAGCAGAUUCUUCAGCUUCCAUACAACCCUUAUGACCCGUACCCAGGGCUUCCUCAGGCCUACCCCCCUGGCCCACAACAUGUUAAACCUACUGAUCCACCUUCAGGCCAUGCUCCUGGGUCACAGCAGCUGCAGCAGGAGUCUCUCUACAGGUUACUUUACGCUCCAGGAGAGCAGCACAUUUCUCCUUCUCUUCCUGAUCCUGAAUCCAUAUUCAUAUUUGACCCAACUCCUGGUCCAGGACAGGACAGUGGUUCCCAAAAAUUCUCACACUUCCUUACAUUUUACCAGCCUCACACUGCAGACUUUCCUUAUCUAACAGAAUCUGGUCCUGAGCUGCAGCCACCUUCUCCCUAUCUCUACCAUCCAUUCUACUAUAAUUUUUACCAUACAUACUACCCUCCACCCUACCCUCCUGGGCUGCAGUACCCUGAAGUAACACCAAUGACCACGGUACAGCCCGUCACCACCCUCCCCACCACUGCUGCUACACCUUCUACUGCCCCAACGUGUACAACAGCACCUACUGAAACUCCUCUCAAGACACAGAUGCCUCAUUACCAGUGUCAGAAGGAGAGGGUGGUGGUUUUCCUACCCCAUGCUCAUCUGGACUCCAUCCAGGUUCAAGAUGAACUGAAGACAUGGCAGUUUCUCUUCAACGUGUCAACACUGUGUGGCUACAUGCUGAUGCCUCAGACCUUUGGGGUUUUUCUUUACGCUCCCCUGCCUGCCUGCCACAGUCAGUACCAGACUCCAACUACAAUUUCUUUACCUCUGAGGUUUUGGGACCUUUCCAUGGCGCAGUAUCGUACUCUGGAGCUGGUCUGUCCCUAUGACAGUGGCCCUGAAACUCCAGCGCCAGAUCUUCUACCAACACCCCUAACCCCACCCACCACCACUGACUCUGCUGACCCUAGGCCUCAAAUCAUCUGCUCCUCCCAUCAAAUGUCGGUAAAGAUCCCAUCUGGGCCAAUCUCUGGAAUUCUUCUUAAAGACCUCAAAGGAAACCAGAUUAAGCUCCAGGAUGCUCCAAAGCAUUGUGGGUACUUUGCAAGCCAAGGCACAAAUGGCCAAAUUCAUCUUAGUCUCGACCUGCAGUCUGGCUGCCACAUGGGUGUGCAGGGUAAAAUGUACAUAAUCUCUAUUGUCUAUGUGACAAAACAUGGGAGGAGGGAGACUCGGUUGUCUUGUCCUGUUGUCCAUUCGUCUCCCAUCAAAGUUUGCAACAUCCCCGGCAAACAGCGUCUCCCCUGUGGACCUUCAUUUGUGUCCCGGACACAGUGCCUCUCCAUGGGCUGCUGUUACAGUAAGCAAACCCGCACCUGCUUCUACCCCAUGGAUGAGUGCACUAUUGACCAUCACUUUGUCUUCACUGUGCCUGCCUCAAUCACUGAGCCUCCUCUUUCUCCUGCGCUGCUGGUUGCUGCCAGCAACUCCACCUGCAAACCCCAGAGAGUGACUCCUGACUACGCCUUGUUUAAAAUCCCAAUGGAUGGCUGCGGGGCCCGCAGAGUGGUCGUGGGGAAAAUGGUGAUCUACCUAGUGGAGAUCGUCAGCAAUGUUCAAGGUAUCAGCUUCAACUACGGCACCAUUACAAGAGAUUCUCCUGUCAGGUUUUUGGUGGAGUGCAGAUAUCAACCAGACUCUGUUAUGCCUGUGAGCUACCUUGUGAAAACUCCAAGCUUUGGUGCUGGAGUUCAGCCAAAGGAAAUGUUUGGGGUCCAACUCAGGAUCGCAAAAGAUGCUCAGUACAGCAGCUAUUACCCUCAGUAUCACCAGCCCCUGCAGAUGCUCCUGGGGAAACCCCUCUACCUUGAGGUGCGGAUUCUUAAUCCCCCUGAUCCCAGUUUGGUGCUGCUGGUGCACUUCUGCGUGGCCUACCCUAGGUCUGGGAAGUCUAUCUGGAUAUUGCUUUACAAUGGAUGUCCCAACCCUUUAGAUCCACCCCCACAUCAGGUGGUCCUGUCACCUGUUCCUAGUCGUCAGACCCGUCGCUUUACCAUUAGCACGUUCCAGUUCCUUGAUGACGGUGUGCUCAAGGAUACGAAUGAGGAGAUCUAUUUCAUGUGCUCAACUGAAGUGUGUUCACCAAGCGACGGACCUUGUGUUGAAGGAUGCUUUGGCCAGUGAGGUUACAACAUGGAAAAUGCUUGGAGUCUGAGACAAAGAUGUUUCUGGUGGUAAUAUGGUGUGGAGUUCAUGUUAAAAUACAAUGGUGUCGGCCAUCGUCAUCGUGUCUGUUCACUAACUUUUUUUUUUAACUCCACCAAUAAAAGCCAUUUAAGAACAUUCACGGUGUGUGUGUGUGUGUGUGUGUGUGAGAGAGAGCGAGACCGUGUUUUCAUAAGCCUGCAGCCAUUUGGUUUUUAUUGCAGGAAGUGGCACUCCAUCGAAACAGGGAGGUAGCAUUGUUUACUUGAACACUGGGCUCUGCUGCUGACUGAGACUCAGAUCUUCGUUGUUGUUGUACAUGAGAGAAAUGGGUUUACAGAAAAUAGAGUUGACGGUGGAGCAAAACUACUGGAGCAUUUAAUGUAAGGCUGCUCCUAAUGGUUACACUCAUCAUUUAUUCAUCUUGUUUUAUUUUGAUUUCUGUCUCUUGGUCCAUAAGAUGGUGGAACACGUCAGUAUGUCGCACACGAAGCAUUUAUGGUUUUGUGCAGAUGUACAAACUCGAAUAACCACAUGUUCAAAUUUGUGAAGGAAAUCAUAGGAACUAAAUAGGACAUGAAUCCCCAAAUACUCUGAACUGAUCCAAUAUGGCGCCUAGAUGGAAGUCACUUAAAUAACUUGAUAGCUCUGGAAUUGGUGGAAAUCACAGCUCCAAGAUGGAUCCAGUCAAAACCCCGUCUCGUUAUUACAUUUAAACCAUUAAAAAUGUUAGUCUGGGGUUAAACCAGACCUGCUCUGCAUCGGUGCAGACAAGGUUUUUUCUUUUAAAUAUCGUCUCCAAUCUGGACCCAAACCUCAUCCUUUUUUUGGAGCAGGGACACAAACAGUAAUUUACUUUCACUUCAGAAUGUACACAACUCUACUUUGAAUUUUAAAGGGAGACCUGGCAAGAACAGAACAAUAACAGAUUUUAAAAAUACAUUUGGGAAAUAUGCAAG